Scleropages formosus (Asian bonytongue) is the source of this 2612-nucleotide messenger RNA. It is a transcript of the gene rhag, whose product is annotated as Rh associated glycoprotein. Lineage: Eukaryota; Metazoa; Chordata; Actinopteri; Osteoglossiformes; Osteoglossidae. Gene Ontology annotation, cellular component: plasma membrane. Bases 52 to 1374 code for a protein of 440 amino acids. Gene Ontology annotation, molecular function: ammonium channel activity. The transcript has 10 exons. The record is from RefSeq and is a predicted model, not a curated record. Gene Ontology annotation, biological process: ammonium transmembrane transport; ammonium homeostasis.
CUAGAGUCACUCUCCCUUAUCAAAGCACUACAGUACCAUCGGGACACAACCAUGCCUGCCUACUCCACCAACAUGAGGUUCAAGUUCCCCAUUUUUGCCAUCAUCCUUGAGAUUAUAACCAUCGUUCUGUUUGCCUUCUUUGUGGAAUAUGACAAAGGAGGUCAUAGUCAUGGGAGCAAAGAGCACGGAGGGCAUGACAGGCAGAGCAACGACACAGAGGGCGACACGAACAUCAGGCUGUACCCCAUGUUCCAGGAUGUGCAUGUCAUGAUCUUCAUUGGCUUUGGCUUCCUGAUGACCUUCCUGAAGAAAUAUGGCUUCAGCAGCGUGGGCUUAAACAUGCUCCUGGCUGCCUUUGGUCUGCAGUGGGGGCUGCUCAUGCAGGGGUUCUGGCAUGGUGGCGGAAAAAUCCACGUGUCAGUCUAUAGGAUGAUAAAUGCAGACUUCAGUACAGCAACAGUUUUAAUUUCCUUCGGUGCUGUGCUUGGAAAAACCAGUCCUCUCCAGUUGCUGAUCCUGACCCUCUUAGAAAUCACCACAUUUGCAGUCAAUGAACACAUUGUUGCUGACCUUCUAAAGGCCAGUGAUGCUGGAGCGUCAAUGACUAUACAUGCUUUCGGAGCGUACUUUGGCCUGGCCGUGGCUCGCAUGUUAUAUCGCCCAGGGCUGAAGAACGGCCACGAGAAUGAUGGCUCUGUCUACCACUCAGACAUGUUUGCCAUGAUCGGCACUGUCUUCCUCUGGAUGUUCUGGCCCAGUUUCAACUCCGCCAUCGCUGAGCCAGGUGUGCCGCAGCUAACGGCUGUGGUAAACACAUACCUCUCACUGGCAGCAUGUACCCUCUCAGCCUUUGCUGUGUCCAGCCUGGUAGAACACAGAGGGAAGCUGGACAUGGUGCACAUCCAGAACGCAACGCUGGCCGGAGGCGUUGCUGUGGGAACGUGUGCCGACAUGGCAAUUGGUCCCUUUGGCGCCAUGCUCAUCGGAUUCCUGGCUGGCAUCAUCUCCACCUUGGGCUUUAAAUUUCUGUCUCCAAUCCUCGCGGCAAACCUCGGCAUCCAGGACACCUGCGGAGUGCACAACCUCCACGGCAUGCCUGGCAUUCUGGGUGGACUGGCUGGGAUAGUGGCUGUGCAGUUUGGAAAAAAAGACGGCAGUGCUGGUAUGCAGGCUGCAGCCUUGGGAUCUUCCCUGGGAUUCGCGCUUGUGGGAGGAACUAUCACAGGUCUUAUAAUGAAACUUCCAAUAUGGGGACAGCCACCUGACCAAAACUGCUUUGAUGAUUCCAUCUAUUGGGAGGUACCCGAGGAGGAGGAGGAGAACAAUGAGAGUCUUACUCAUGGAGAGCAUUCCAAGAACAAAGCUGAAGCCUAGAAACCUGUUUAAACACAACUUUUACAACUACCCCUCAAGUCUGGAAAUUUUUGUUAGCAUUGCACUGCCAUGUGUGACUAACAUUUCCUUACAGUAUGUAAGCUACUUUGUUCUGUUAUGACUACUCUGGCUCUAAACCACUUUAAUGAAGUUGAUUUUUUUUUUCUGUAACCAUUUCAUUAUUAUGAUCGUUCAGGGACACGUUUUCUGGCAGUCACCGAUCAAUAUGACACUGACCUGAGCCAAAUCCAGGUUCAUUAUUGGUCUUUGGUGUAACAUUGAGUGUACUGAAGGUUUUUUUAAAAUGACAGCACAUAUAUUGUCUCCCUCUAUUUUAGAGUAACUAUAUAAUUAGCUAAGGCAUUUUUUCUAGUAGACAUUUUAGACCAUAUUUAUUAUGCAGUAUAUUGCCAUGUGCCAUGCUAUGAAUGAUAUUCUACAAUAUAUAUACAGAUAGAAUAAAUCAGGUCAUAGCAAAACAGGUCAUUCAAGAGCUACAUGAGGCAUUUUGUGGGCAUAACAAAAAAGAGGAGCAGUCUGCACGGAAAACUUCAGAAAGAUGCUAUGUAUAAAGCAACACGGCAGCUUCCUUCUGGGUAUUAGUUCGGUAUGCAACCAGAGGGCACCUGUUUCAGAAGUUCUCACUGAUGCCCUACUACUCAUCAGUACAUCCGACAGCGUUAGGUUUGUCAACCUUGGCCGUACCUCUUGCUGUAUGUAUCGAGUGACAUGUUUCACUACACCCUUGCAUUUAAAAUGGUAAGCAACAAGUUUCAGGGGACUAUUUACUGAAUAAUUCACCCUAAAAUGUGAUUCCUUUUGUAUGGUAUUUGGGCAUAAUGUUCAACAAUUGUGAUAAACCUUACUAAUAUUUAUGUCAAAUGGCAAAACGUCUUUCCUCAGGCUAGGGAAAACUGAAGCAGGAUAGCAGAUUGAUAAACACUUGACUUUGUUUAUGUGACAUACUGAAAUAUUACGCAUCGAGCACCAAUAAUAUAAAGACUUGUUGUUCUCAACCAAAUACAUGUGAUAAACUAGACAAAAUGUACUACUUUUUAAAAUGUAUUAUAUACUAGUAGUGUCAUUUUAAAUGCAAUUUGACUUUGUAAUGAAUAAACUGUGCUAUUUUCCACAAGUGCUUUAUUAAACAGGAUGUAAUGUUCCUCUUACUGGGUGCUGUCAAUAUCCCACAGAUCCAUUCCAAAUGAAGCAUGCAGAGCAUCUUACAGUAUAUGUAA